Molecule: messenger RNA, 2599 nt
Organism: Macadamia integrifolia
Lineage: Eukaryota; Viridiplantae; Streptophyta; Magnoliopsida; Proteales; Proteaceae
Exons: 9
Coding region: 417-2402 (661 amino acids)
Biological process (GO): box C/D snoRNP assembly
Cellular component (GO): nucleus
Molecular function (GO): RNA binding
Source: RefSeq, a predicted model, not a curated record
AUCUCCUGACUUCCGAUUCCCUAGUAGCCUUAGACUCUUAGCUUGCGUAAGCUCUGGACCGUUGCGGCUGUGGAAAAAUAGUAGUGUUGGAGAGUGACGAAGAACUACGAAGGCGUGAAUAAAUGCAGGGUUUCUAUACUAGGAACCAAUGUUUCUUCCUUGUUUAAGGGUUUCGAUUCCUCUCCACAUUACCCUUACGAUCUUGCCUUGAGUCCCAAAGGGGUUGAAUACUUGAACACCUAAACCUGCAUGUGAAGCGUUGGAGUAGGAGGAGGGAGGAGGGAGGAGGAAGGAGGAAGGAGGAAGGAGGAAGGAGGAAGGUGGAAGGUGAUUUUGAACCUGCAAUCCUGGUUUUGGAGGGGAAGUAGUUUUAUCCUUCAGCUUUCUGUGUAAACUUCAUUAUCUUUGAUCAGAAAAUGCUUCCCUUCUCGUUUCAUCGUCCACCCAACCCAACUCAGACUGAAGGAAGCAACAAUUCAGCUCCCCCACAGGUCGUAUCGUCAGCUUCUUGCCGUGCAGAUUCAGGGAUUUUAUCAGUUGGUAGCAAUCCCAUGCACCAACUUCCAUGUUCCUCUUGUGUCUAUCACAAUCCUUUAGUUCCUGUAAAUUCCUUACAAAUUCAUUCUCAAGUUAAUGUAUUUAAUCCCCACCUUCAAAGACCAUUUGGGAAUUCAAAUAUCAAUUUGAGUGCCUUAAAUGGAAAUUAUAUGGCUAUGCCUGCUGGACCAUCUAUGGUGCCUUCACCUAGCUUCCCAAAUGUUGGUAACCAUUAUACCCCACAAAAUAUUCAUGUGGGUAUGCCAAUUUUGGGUCCUUCAGGUCCUCAUCAUUUAAUGCAAACUCAUGGACAGUUUUUUCCUAACACCACCCCACAGAAUUUUAAUCCAAUCUUGACGCCUUCCGGACAUGGGCAAUUAUUCCUUAAUUUGCCACAGAAUUCAAAUCAACUUGUGCCAUCUCUAGCCCAUGCACAGUUGUUUAUGCAUAACUAUCCACAAGUUUCAAGUCAGAUUGGACCCUUGCAACCAGGUGCAUCCAUGAAUGUGCAAGGUGGGAACACCUAUUUUCACAAUCAUGCGAACCCAAGUACUGGCAUGCCAGAUGGACAGUCAUGUUCGCAGAAUCAAAUGUGUAGUGCAAGUCAACAUGUAGCAUUUGUUAACUCAAAUGAAGCUGCAGAGCACAAUAAACAAGAUCCUCGUACUUUUAUCCCAUCUAAUAUGGGUCAGAAUGCUUUUCAAGAGUCACCAAUUUUAUCUGAGAAACUACAAGAAAAUUUUAUUCCAUCGCUUACAUGUCCGGUUCAAAUGCAACAAACUCAGAAGAACUUGCAGCAAGCCAGUUUCCCGCAGUCACAGGGGAAUUGUUUAAAUAAUGGUGGAAAUAAUAUCUCAUACAGAAACCCAAGGAAUCCUGGAGUCCAGAAGUUUGCAAGAAAUUUUCAGAAAUUUGGAAGACGAGAAUCAGCAAAUCCAAGGUUUCAGAAACCUCAGCUUCAUUCCACGGCAAGUGCAGAGGGAAACUUCAGGAACUUCAACAGAAAUGGUGGAAAAGGGAACAAGAAUGACAGAGCAAGAAAAUCUCAUCUUCCUUAUUCUCCCAAACUAGCUGAGAUGGAAGGUCGAAGGUCUCUGCCCUUGAGCUACACUGAACAAGAAGUCCUACAAUGGCGUGAAGAGAGGAGGAAGAACUACCCAUCUAAAGUCAAUAUAGAGAAGAAGUUUACUGAAAAAAGGAGAAACCCUGAACUUAUCGCUAAUGAUGCCAAAAGACGCUGUCAGCAACUUAAGGAGAUUCUGGAAAAACAGGCCGAGUUGGGUGUUGAAGUUGCAGAAAUUCCUCCAAACUAUCUAUCUGAGUUUGAUACACAAGUUUGUGGAAGGGAGGAUGAGAAAAAGGUCUAUAUUAAGAAUCGGAGAUCCCGGAACAAGUAUGGUAAAAGAGGAAAAUGUGGUAAAGACAGUUCUUCUACCAUGCCUGCUCCAAUGAUGAGACAGCCAACCCUUUUGCAGAAGCUUCUAAGUGCAGAGAUAAAGAGAGAUAAGAGUCAUCUGCUGCAAGCGUUCAGGUUCAUGUUGAUGAAUUCUUUCUUUAAAGAUUGGCCUGAGAAGCCUUUGAUAUUUCCCUCUGUUACAGUUAGAGACAUGGGGUGUGAGGGUCGGGCUUUUGAGGAAUCUUCAGAGCAGGGAAAUAAUGGUGUUUGUAAGGUUCUUGAGAAUGCUAAUGUUGAGGAAUUUGAGGGUCCAAAACAUCAUAAUGCAGCAUAUGACAAUGGUGGUAAAAAUGAUUCUGAAAACAGUGCUGCUGAGGAGGAAAUGCUUCAUGAGUAUGCCGGGGAGGCUAAUCAUGCUAUGAUGGAGGAUGUUAAGUCUGAGCCAGAAGAAGGAGAGAUUAUAGACUAGUAUGGAGUUUUCAUUGUACAUAUAAUUUUUCAUUUAGAUGAGGCAAAAAAAAUGACAAAUUGACAUUGUAGAUAUUAGGGGCUCAAAUUGUUAUAGCCAAAUGGUUAUAGAUGUUGGUAGCAGCUGUUUGGGAAAUGUUGUUCCCUUCUAAGAGAUCUUGGAUUGCUAAAUUGCCUUGUGUUUGGUUCUUUUGUCAA